GCUGUGUGUUCCCCUUUAAGGCUUUAACACAUUCAUAGAGAGAAGAAACAAAGCGAGAGCAUUCCAUUGUUGUUAUAUUGUAUUGUAGCCGGAGAAGAAGAGAAGAGAUAGCGGCGAAGAAAGAAAGAUGACGGAGGCAUAUAUAAGGAAGAAGCCCGGGAUGGCGAGCGUGAAGGACAUGCCGGUUCUCCAGGACGGUCCACCACCAGGCGGGUUCGCUCCGGUCCGGUUCGCCCGGCGCAUCCCCAACAAGGGCCCCAGCGCCGUUGCCAUCUUCCUCACUGCUUUCGGCGCUUUCUCUUGGGGCAUGUACCAGGUCGGCCAGGGCAACAAGAUCCGAAGGGCACUGAAGGAAGAAAAGUAUGCUGCCCGCCGAUCCAUACUGCCUGUGCUACAGGCUGAAGAGGAUGAGAGAUUUGUUAAAGAGUGGCAUAAAUAUCUCGAGUAUGAGGCAGAAGUGAUGAAGGAUGUGCCUGGUUGGAAAGUUGGUGAAAGUGUGUAUCACUCUGGGAGAUGGGUGCCCCCAGCAAGUGGUGAGUUGCGUCCUGAUGUAUGGUGAUGUUAUUUCAGCCAUCUCUAUCUGCUUCUUUCAUUACAUGCUGCUGGUACUUUUGUCCAGUCUCUAAAUUACAUGCUGGUACUUUUGUCCAGUCUCUUAAAUAAAUUUGUAUCUGGAACAUUUGUAACUGCUUUGUGAAAUUUUAAAACAAGAAUGCAUUUUGAAUUUGUACUUCAUGUGACAAUGGCAAUCCAACCUCUGAUAUAUACCAUUGUAUGAAUGCGCAUUCUUGGCAUUGGAAAUUGUACUGUA
Glycine soja is the source of this 811-nucleotide messenger RNA. RefSeq names its product NADH dehydrogenase [ubiquinone] 1 alpha subcomplex subunit 13-B. The transcript has 3 exons. Bases 128 to 559 code for a protein of 143 amino acids. The record is from RefSeq and is a predicted model, not a curated record. Lineage: Eukaryota; Viridiplantae; Streptophyta; Magnoliopsida; Fabales; Fabaceae.